Ilex paraguariensis (yerba mate) is the source of this 332-nucleotide messenger RNA. The record is from the annotation of a GenBank genome assembly. NCBI's taxonomy places the organism in Eukaryota, Viridiplantae, Streptophyta, Magnoliopsida, Aquifoliales, Aquifoliaceae.
AUUACAUAUGCAUGAAGCUGCAACAGCACUGGGAACGGAUGCAGAUACAGAUGUUGCAGCUGCAAAUAGAACAAGAACAACAAGCACAACAAAGAAAGGUGAUUCUUGCUGAAGAGAGUUUUUCAAGGAUGUUCCAACAAUGGCAGAAACAACAAGAAGAAAUACAACAAGUUCAACUACAACAAUGGAGGAUGGUGAAUCAUGAUCAAGUGGAUUCAAGCCUGAAUAUUGAUUACUCGAAAUUCAUGUCAUUCUUAGAAGUUGAUAACUCCUUCUUUACCCCGUGGAAGCGUCAUGAUUUUGAUUUAAAUUCAAAUAAUCUUAGAACAUAA